CACUCAGCCUGUUGAUUUGCUGUAGAGGUCUGUGUGUGUUGGUUGUCACCUCACCGGCUGCAGCUGUGUGUUCACAUAAGUGAAGAAACACACUAAGGAUGGCCGGGGAGUGUGUUCCAGAGGGUCCCAACCUGAAGGAGAUGAGCGAGGAGGAACUCUGGGAGCUGAUCAAUGACAACCGCCACCGGAUCUCCUUAGGGGUCCGACCAUGCAUCUUGAUCCCGUAUCUGAGGCAGGUUAAGGUUCUCACGGAGGUGGAUGAAGAUGAGAUCCUUUCCUGUCAUAAUCUGACUAACCGCUGCAUGAGAACAAGCUACAUGUUGGAUCUGUUGAGAACACAAGGAAGAAAUGGAGCUAUAGCUCUGUUAGAGGGCCUGAUGAUCCAUUAUCCAACUCUCUACACCCAAGUUACAGGACGUAAGCCCAGCACAGAGCCCUCCAGAUUCAGUGGUCUGAUCAAGUACUCGGAGCUCACUGAGUACCUGAUCAGGGCGGUAACAGGAAUGCAGACAGAGUUGCAGGAGGCCCGCAAUGAGGCUGGCAAGAUGAGCGCACGCUGCUCCUCCUUAGAGUCGGAGGUUGGACAACUGAUGGAGCAGGAAGAGAAGUCCAGGAACCUUCAGGCAGAAAACGGACGUUUGCAGAGACACUUGAGUUCCUUGCAACGGGAAGUUACCAAGCUGAAGGAUGAAAAGUGUGAUCUAUACAUCCGCUACACUGUUGCUAUUGAAGAGAAAUCUGCUCUUAACGGCCGGCUCCACGACCUGAACCUGCAGGUAUAUCAGCUGCAGACGGAGCUCCAGAAUAUUCAGAUGGAGAAGGAGUUCCACAAACAGCGCUCCCUUCGAAAUCUUUCCUCUUCUCACACCCCACAGCUGCAGGAGGCUCAUAAGGACAUCCUGGAACAGGACCUAGCAGAGGCAAUUGACAGUCAGGUGGAGCUUGCAGAGCACCUAAAGAGCUACAGAGAAGAAAAUGAAAAGUUGCUGAGAGAAAAACAAGGGCUCCUGGAUCAAACAGAGACUCUGAGCCUCCAGGUGCAGCAGCUUUCUCUGGACUGUAAAAUGCAUCAGCAGAAGAGCACUGUGGUUCAGAGUCAGAUGAAGGAGCUUCAGGUUGAGAGAGACCAGGCCUACCAGUCCAGAGAUGAUGCCCAGGCUAUGAUCGCCCGCAUCCUGGCUGAGAAGGACACAUUGAGGAGUCAGCUGGUGGAGCUCCAGGAGGCCGUCUUUGCGCUUCAAGCUAAGCGGAGCCCUAGGAUCAAACUACAAAGCUCGGAUGUGAAGGAGAGGAGCUGGGACAGCGAAACCUCCAGCUCUGAAGAAUGUCUGCUUCCUGUUCGACGAAGGCUUCGACGCAUGGAUGCUCUUAACCCCAUGUCCCUAAGUUCUUGUCUUUCAGAAUCAGAAAAUGCUUUGCCGACCAGUGUCCGAUCCAAAGGUGUCGAGCCACCCAGUCCAGAGUCUCUCCGUCGAAGACAGGAAAUUUUAUACGAAGACAGCAGUUUGGAGGCAGCAGAGACUGACUCUCUACUGGAUGAAUUUGUGUUCCUUCCUGAUGCAGGAGGUGAAGACGAACAGAAACCCAGAUCACCCUCUACUCGUAGCUCUGUCUGCCUCUCCAGAAGCUCAGCCCCCCCCUUCCUUGUGCGCUCUCGUCCAAAAGCGAUACGUGUAAACGGCCGUGUUCUCAGCAUCUCCCUCCAGUGUGAGGCACUGCUUAGCCAGAUAACUGUAGUGGGAGGAAAUAAGUCGGGGGUGUUUGUGCACCAGGUGACUGAAGGCAGUGCUGCCCAUACUGUUGGCAUCUCCCCUGGGGCGCAGAUAGUGGAGGUCAGGCAUGAGCAAAAUAACAAAGCUCUGAAGAUGGUGUUGGAGGACUCCACUUUAGAAGAAGCUACAUGGGCUCUCAGCCAGGUUUCAGGCUUCUGUCAGCUGUCGCUUCGCCCCAGGCAAAAUGACUACGAGGCUCUGCUGCAGCAGCUGCAGAACAGCAAGAUGUCAUCAGGAGACUCCUUCUACAUUCGGGUCAAUCUAUCCCUUUCUGCCGGUGCCAGCUGGACCUUGGCCGUGUCCUGCAAUGAUAUCCUACAUGUGACAAACACACGACCUGCUGGCACUGAGGAUCUGUGGCAUGCCAGCCAAGUCCACCCGUGUAAGCUGCUCGAUCUCCAGAGCGGUACUGUACCCAAUUAUUACAGGGCGCAAAGACUAUUGAUUCAAACAAUUGAAGAUAUGAGCUUUCAGACAAAAAAGUGUCAAAAGGUUGGGCGACUGAACACACAAAGCGAGCAGAAGGUUGUGAGAAUUGUAAGCACAGGGCGUCAGGGGAGGAACCCUCUGUGGGUCAGUGUGGAGGAGGAAAACAACAAGAGCACAGAGUCAGGUCCUCCAUCAGCAUCCAAAAGCUGUGUAACCCUCAUGCCCUUCACCCUGGUUACACCUCAUUUCCCUCCAGUCUGCAGACCUAUCCUGCUGUUGCCUACAAUACUGGGCCGCAUGCUGGACAAGAAGCUGGCCAGCUGGCAGGGCUUCCAACUCUGUGAGCCUGAGGUUUUGACCUCCAGCGAGCAUGCUGCUCGACUCCAGAGGUCUGAGAUUCUGGAGGAGGUUGAACCGGGCGGAAAUCAGUGCUUCACCCUUCAGAGUGUUGACAAGGUCAUGAAAAAGGGCCUUCACUGUGUGCUGCCCUUAGGUCUGGACUGUGUGCGUCGGCUGCACCGCUACGAGAUCUUUCCAAUUAUCAUAUUCAUUGGCGUAUCUGCGCGCAGUGCCCGUAAACUGAGGUCAAAGCUGCAGCGUAAAGGCCAGACGGAGGAACAGCUGCUGUCAUGUUUGAAGAGCGAGGAGCCGCUGCUGGACAAGCUGCCGUGUCUGUACCACAGCAUGGCUCCUGACUCCUGGUGUGACCUCAACUCGCUGCUGACCAGCCUCCGCACCAUCAUCUGGGAGGAGCAGAGGAAGAUCGUCUGGGUGGAGCCAGAUCUGUGGUGAAGAUGGAAGAGAAUGCUUGAUUCUCAGCUGUGGAUACCACAAUAAUGAAUAAGCUUUACAAGAGAUUUCUUUGUAAACAUGAGUAUGUAUCUGUGAUACUUUUUAGUAUAUAAGAUAUUUAUAGAUUGUAUUUGUUUAUAACAAGCAUAUUUAAACACUCAAAAAAAAGAAGUAAAAAAAAAUCCAAUGAACUUUGUUUCCAAGUUUGAAGAUGUUUCGCUUCCCAUCCAGGAAGCUUUUUUAUUUAAAAAUGUCAGGAAUAGUGUUGAGUUCGAGGUUUUAUACAGUGGCCCAUCAAAACCUUAUUUUUGUUUUGAAAACAUGCAAAUUGAAAUGGAUGAAGGGUUCCAUUCCUUUGGAAUGGGGCGUUUGGCUUCUUUUGUUAGCCUGUCAAUGUAUGACCCAUACCUUACAAUGUCUCUAAAAGGGUUGUUGUUAAAGGGCAUUGUUGGCCUGGCUGAAUAGGCGAGGUCUUCUGCUCUUCUGUAAAGCCCAGCGUACACCGUGCGAUUUUCGGGGCAAUUUUCCAGUCAUGAGAGAAUCUUUCAAUCGGGUCGGCUUUCAGCCUGAUCAUGCGCUGUGAGUUGUGUAGUGUACAGGGGGUUACGAGCACCGAUCAGCCUCUCACGACCACCUCCUGAUCAGGAAUUGUGAGGUCGGAUUUUUUCCCGACCGUCGUGGGGAAAUUGCUCAGUGCACAUGCACAAACAAGGAUACUUCUUUUUAUUCUUCCUCUCAGAUGUAAACACAGUAGUGUGGCAGGGAUGCAAUGAGUGAAAUGCAGAUCCGUCUGCAAAAUUGACGGACCGCAGCAGCCACGCCUGCUCAUCCAUGUCCUUUUUCCAAAUACGUGGUCGCCCUUUCUUUCUAGGACCCUCAGCACAAAUUAACAAGGCAGCCAGUUCAUUAUAGUGAGCUUAAUAUCCCUCUUCUAUUUGUUUGGCUUCAGGAUAGAGAGCUACAGAGCAGCUCCAUCUCACUGCCGAGCUGAGUCCGACAUGGUUUUUAGUUGCACAGUUUGAGCAGCUAGAUCGCAUCAGAGCGUCGCGCCGAACAUAAAUCGUGAGCUGUGAACUCACCCUGUACGACUAAAGCCUGUGUUUAGUCUUACUGUUUGACCGGCAGCUGCGUGGAACAAUUUAAAAAGAAUUGCACAGUGUAUGCCGGGCUUAAAGGGGUUGCAAUGAUAGCGGGAAGGGAUCAGCUCAAUUGCUCAAAAGAAUGUCUGGUCCUGAGGACCACAAUGUUCACAUUUUUGACAAAGAAAAUAGGUGGUUUGAGGGGCGCGAAGGAAGCCAUGUUAAGAAAGAAAAGCCAACUUUAAACAGAAGAGGUGGACUUUCAGCUUUCAAAAACCUACAAUGCAGCUAUUGAGUUAAUCCCUUCCCACUAUCAUCGCUUUAAUUGAAAAAACUUCCUGGAUACAGUAUAUUUGUUUACCAUGUUGGUUUUGUUUCUUUUUACUAAUGAUUUGGCAUUGGUUGGCUGUUUGGGUGCACACAUUUGGUUGACUCGUUUUGCCACAAUUUUCUUGUAUGAUUUAUUUAGAACUAAUUAUUUUCUAUUGAGUGUCCAGUUCCUGUGAGGCUGUCAUGUACAGUAGGCUUGGCUGGGGCGGUGAAGCAGGAGUCCCAGCUGCAAAUAAUCUCAGUGGCUCUGAAACUUGU
Messenger RNA from Cyprinodon variegatus (sheepshead minnow), 4660 nucleotides. RefSeq names its product caspase recruitment domain family member 14 (gene card14). The transcript has 20 exons. Gene Ontology annotation, molecular function: protein binding. The record is from RefSeq and is a predicted model, not a curated record. Lineage: Eukaryota; Metazoa; Chordata; Actinopteri; Cyprinodontiformes; Cyprinodontidae. Gene Ontology annotation, biological process: regulation of apoptotic process. Bases 99 to 2993 code for a protein of 964 amino acids.